AUGGACUCGCCAUCAUCUCAAGACAACGACAUCGAAGUCAACGUGGUAUCGGGUGCCAGUAGCCCAGAUAUCCCCUCGUCUCCCUCCAGAAAAGAUCAGAAAUCUCCCUUUUACGACCUGAAGAAGGAUGAAAAGGCCACAGGCAGUGCGCCGUAUACAAGUUUCUCAAUAAGUUCGAUAUUAAAUAGAGCUGAACCGAGAAGAGACUCGAAUGUAUUGGAGGCAGCAAUCGCUGCUAAUCAUUUUGGAAAUGCGAAUGAUGCAAUGCUGUCUAGAUUGGGUCUUAUAUCUCAAUGGAGUGCGCUAGCUGGCAGGUAUGGUGGUCUUGUCCCAGCUCCUUGGUAUUGGCAGAGGCCCCACGAACGGACGCCACCUAGAGAAGACUCAACAAUGAACGAGGAUGGAUCUGCCGGAGGAUCCCCUCGAACUCGCAGUCCACCUAGAGCACCUUCACCUCCAUCCCCAUCCCGUUCUUCACCUCGCUCCCCACGACUUCACCCUGCAUUAUACCAGCAACAACCAGAUCCCCAAGACUCAGAUCCCGACAUAGACGAGAGCGACGACUUCGACAAAGAUGAAAAACGAGAUCCAAACACAAAUCUCGGAAAACGGAAGAAGAAAACCCGCACCGUCUUCUCCCGAUCGCAGGUGUUCCAACUCGAAUCGACUUUCGACAUGAAAAGGUACUUAAGUAGUUCAGAACGCGCUGGCUUAGCAGCGAGCCUACACCUAACAGAGACACAGGUGAAGAUCUGGUUCCAAAACCGCCGGAACAAAUGGAAAAGGCAGCUAGCCGCGGAAUUAGAGGCUGCUAAUAUGGCGCACGCCGCGCAGAGAUUAGUACGUGUGCCAAUUUUGUAUCACGAAUCGAGGCCAGCGACAAUGCCGCAUACCCCCCUGCCAUUGCACCCUCAAUUCUCGAGUGAAUCUGGGGUAUAUUUCCAACCUCAGGCCCCGCAGCAGAUGCAGCCAUUACCGGUGUCUCCAGUUACUUCGAGAGCGCCGUUAUCCAGUUUAGUGUAG
Messenger RNA from Pieris macdunnoughi, 1023 nucleotides. NCBI's taxonomy places the organism in Eukaryota, Metazoa, Arthropoda, Insecta, Lepidoptera, Pieridae. The record is from the annotation of a GenBank genome assembly.